AUGGAAAUAACAUGCAAUAACUUCAAGGAGAUUUAUCGUGACCUCGAAAAUGUGGUGAAAAGAAGGCCUCGUUUGUUGGCAAGUUUUGACGAUUUGGCAAAAUUUCUUAUAAAAUAUCGAAAGCAGCGGGCCUCUGUGCAGCGAUUCCCACCCAUUCAACUCGGCAUCGCAUUUUUUACAGCACACGACUCGGGCUUCAAAGCAGUGAAUGAAUUGGCCGGUGCAUCGGACAUUGUAAUGGCAAUUAUUGAGAAUCGGCUGCCAAUCAUCGGCCACAAUUGUCUCUUUGAUCUCCUUUACUUGUACUCAACAUUUUAUUGCAGAUUUUGCCUGAUGACUACGAGAAAUUCAAAGAAGUUGCGACUGCCGUUUUCCCGAUUGUCAUCGACACAAAGAUCUUGGCGGAAGAAAGCAAAAAUUGAGGCCCCAAGUCGACUCGGCACUUUUCCAACAUUUGAGUAUUCCCACACGGAUUUUCGGUUACUGGAAGGGGCAUCGCGACGGAAUAAAUAUAAACGAACAACCUUUCACAAUGCGGCCUAUGAUGCUUUGGUGACCGGGCAAGCCUUUGUGAAAUUGGGUCAUCUCAUUGCUAAACCAAGUGGAAAUCCAAGCCCUCUCCCAUUUCGAACUCUUCUAUACACGGUUCCGCCCAUUUGCGUGUCGGAUUCCUGUGGCGUUGUGAGGCAAAAAUCGUAUGGUUUGAUGGUACGACUUGCCACCAACACUGAUACUAUUCUAUGCCUCGUUCCUACUCCGUCAGCUCGAACGAUUCGCAAGGCAGUAAAUCUCAAUAUGGUCUUCAGAAGAGGAGCGAUGAUGGCUCCACACUCUCUACUCAGGAUCUCCAAUGCUUCGAUGGUUGGU
This is a messenger RNA of Mesorhabditis belari, 867 nucleotides long. The record is from the annotation of a GenBank genome assembly. Lineage: Eukaryota; Metazoa; Nematoda; Chromadorea; Rhabditida; Rhabditidae.